AUGGGAUAUGACAUUGGAAUAAUCAAGUAUGUCACAUCUACUAUAAUAAGCAACCUCGUGGGAACUGAAAAUGAGCCUUUGGUCUAUAUCCUAGUCACGUUUAACGACCCAGAUUUUGGACCGGUGAUAAAGACCACAAACCUAACAACGUUUAAAAAGGCCAUUAACGAUCUGUCACUGUCUGGUGGUGGAGACGGCCCUGAGAAGUCUCUAUCAGGAUUACAGCUGGCUCUCAGUGCUGUUCCUAUUGGCUCUGAGAUUUAUGUCUUCACUGAUGCAGCCGCUAAAGAUGCAAACUUGAAAAACUCAAUAAUCACACUAAUAGAGAUAACACAGUGUGUGGUAAAUUUUGUAAUAAGUGAAGAGACCUUACAAGAACCAAAUUACAUGGAUGUGGCUAAGGCUUCAGGAGGACAAGUUGUAAAAGUAUCAAAUGACAACAUUUAUCAAGCCAUCCAAGUCUUUUUAGAUUCUUCUUUCUCUAAUUUGGUGACCCUUUUACAAACUGCCAGGAACCCCGGAAAGUCAGAAAGCUUCACUUUUUCAGUGGAUGAAACUGACACCAGGCUCCGUGUCUUUAUAACUGGGACAAAAACCUUCACAUUCACCAGUCCAUCUGUCCAAUGUGAGGCUGCUGCAGCUCACAGACAGGGGGCGCUCAGUGCACUCGAGAGCAGGGUGGACCCUGGGAGGGAGCAGAGGACUGGGGCUGCACUGGGAACCACUGACGCAGCAGUUGGAUCAGUAUUCCUAACAUGGAAGUUCAUGACAUAUUUUGGUCCACUUAUGAGGACUACAGAUGCUAAUGAAUUCAAGAAGGCCAUUAAUGCACUAACUCCAAAUGGUGGAGGAGAUUUACCUGAAAUGUCUCUCUCUGGAUUGCAGCUGGGCCUAACAGGUGCCCCCUUUGACUCUGAGAUUUACCUCUUCACUGAUGCUGCAGCAAAAGACUCUCACCUGAAAAGUACAGUGGCUGCACUGAUAGAAAAGACAGGGUCUGUGGUCAAUUUUAUGAUAACUAGUUCCACAAGUUUACGUCGACGUAGAUCAAACAGUGGAAAUCAGCGGCAGUUCGCUCCUCGACAAGCAGUUACAGAAUUCCAAGUGUACAACGACCUGGCUGCUGCUUCAGGAGGUCAGGCUGUGGAAAUGUCAAAAAAUCAGCUUCUGGAGGCCAUCAAUGUUGUUUUGGAGACUUCAACCUCAAGUGUGGUGACCCUUCUGCAGGUUGUCAGGAACCCAGGAAAGUCAGACAACGUCACUUUCACAGUGGAUGACACAGUAACAGACCUCACCAUCUACAUAACUGGGACCAACAAAGACUUCAUUCUCAUCAGCCCCACAGGUGUGGCUCAGGAGAGCACUACCACAAAUGGAUCUCUCUUCACUUCAGUGGUUGUUGGAAACCUCCAAGCUUUAAUGUUGAACACAGAAGUUGGAUUGUGGGAAAUUAGGAUGGUUUCGACAAACUCCUACUCUCUGAAGAUCACAGGUAUGAACAGAGACAUGAUUGUAAAUGCUGUGGUUGAUGAGGGCUGUGCAUUGCUCAGGAUUUUGAUAUCAGAUGGCAUUUUUCUACUUCUCCAGGUGACGGAUGUGACUCGUCCUGUUUGUGAGCUGCUCAGUUUACGGGACAAUUGCACAGAAACCUGCGGUAACUCCACCUGGCAGCUCUCCGUUCGGUUGAGUGAUGGGGUAAAUGGCACCGGUAUCGUCAGAGUGUAUCACAGACAAGGCAACGGCACGCUCAACACAACUGUAGAUGCCAACGACACCGUGGCGUCCUAUGAAGCUUCCUGCUGUUCUCCUACAGUGGAGAUAAUCGCUGUAGAUGCUGUAGGCUCCCUAGGUUAUCAGUACCCACUCUUUCCAUCUGAGGAAAUGGACCUGGCGGUGCCCUCUGUCCAGCACCAUCUUCAACUUUGA
Molecule: messenger RNA, 1926 nt
Organism: Periophthalmus magnuspinnatus
Lineage: Eukaryota; Metazoa; Chordata; Actinopteri; Gobiiformes; Gobiidae
Exons: 13
Coding region: 1-1926 (641 amino acids)
Source: RefSeq, a predicted model, not a curated record